This is a messenger RNA of Vitrella brassicaformis, 1130 nucleotides long. NCBI's taxonomy places the organism in Eukaryota, Vitrellaceae. The record is from the annotation of a GenBank genome assembly.
CUUGAAUCAACAAAACCGCGAGAGUCAAACCCGCUCAACAAACGCAUCCAUUACCCACACACGCGAGCACUGGCCUGGCCCAGCUUCACCUGCAGACAACACCCUCCACCCUUCCCCCUCCCCUCUCUCUCUCUGCCUCAAGCCAUCUGUUCCUGCGAGUUGUCCUGCAGCCCUUUGUAUGCUGCAUCCAUCGCCUCCUUGCACACCUCUCGCGCAUACCCCACGCUGCUGCUCACCGACCGGUGCGUGUCAGGGGCAGCGCCGUUGCCCUCGCCGCCCGAUUGCGUCACGUCCUUGAGGUUGCUCAGGUUGCUCUCGACGAUGCGGUCAACCAGCCCAAAGGCAAACGAACCGCGAGAGACACGGUGCUGGUCGCUGCCAGAGUUGGCCGUGGAGAUGACUCUCUCCUGUAUCUCCUCCAUGGCGCCGUCCUCGGUGGCCGUGGCCUCCUUUGCCUCGGCUGAUGGGGACUCCGGCUCCUCAGCUUUCGCCUCUUCUCGGACAGGCUGUGGUGGCGCGGUCUCGGUGGGAGGGGCCUCGCCGGCCUCAGGCGGUUUCUUGGUUUUCUUUACGCGCUUUGGUCUUGUUACUUCCACCUUCUCGACGGGCCUCAGCAUCGAGCGUGCCAGCUCGACACGCAUCUCCUUCUUGGCGCCAAUGCCGAUACGUGCCUGUCAGCAAGUUGAAUACACACAAGCAAAGGGUCUGGUGAAUGCGAAUGUCCCUUUGACGAGAGAGUACCUCGACUUCGAACGAUGAGUGGUCAGCCCGAAGGCGCCUCAAUCUGCUGUGGAAGCUUCGGAUGCUGUCAGUCCGCAUGUAAGACCACUCAAGAGACUCUGGAUGGGGUCCAGCAGCUGCAGCCUCCUCUGCUCUGUUGGCCGGCUGAGAGGUGUUCCGCGGCUGCAUUGUGGGAAUGGGGAUGACCGGCUGUGGCUGGCUGUCCUUGCCCCUCCGCCGGUGCUGGAGUAUGGUGGGCAGAAUAUCCUGCUCGGCAGCGGCAUGUGUGGCGGGGAUGGGGGGGAGAGGAAGUGGGGGCAGCGAUGCGGACGGCAUUGAGCCAGCAAGGAUGACGUGGACGGCUGAGCAAGGAGGCCUACAGCUUCCCCAAACACUCCGAGACUGCUCUG